UUCCACUGAAAGACGUAGAGCGUACAAAAAUUUGGCAAAAAAACUGCGGGAACAUUGAUGUUUUAUUGAUGGAUAUCACUGACCUUAAACAGAGGGUAAUUUGCCAGCAUCAUUUUGCAGUGGAACAUAUUUACCAAAGUGGCCAAAGAAAGUUAUUAAGGAAAAAUGCUGUUCCUCUAAAAUUUACACAGUUAACAACUGAUUUAGGUGAUAUCCCACCAGUAUGCUCUACAUACGUUUAUUGCGGUACGAAACGUAAAAGAUCUACAAGUGACGAUUGUAUGGUUAGGUCAACUCCAUCGCCUAAGAGAUCAAGUAGUAGUCUCAGUGAUAUUUCCAGUUUUGAAAUUAAUUUGCCCACAAAACUUGAAACUGAAUUGACGGAGAAGGUAAAAAAAUUGGAGUAUCAAGUAAAUGCUUUAAAGAAGAAGUGCCGUCAGAAGAACAGUCAGCGUUGUAGAAGAACAACAAAAAACAAAAAAUCGGCAACCAAAUUCAUGUUACAGGUACUGUUAGAAAAUAAAAGCAAAUACGUGCACACAUUUGUUAAUAUGCAGUUUUCACACAAAACUCGUUCACAAUGGAGUCACAAUGAAAAGGAUUUAGCUCUGGCUAUUUAUUAUAAGUCUCCUAACAAUGGAAAUUGUGAAAUAGCACAAACUGAUAAUUUAGAUUUAACCCACGAAGUAAACAGCGUCGAAAUAUCUGACGAGUCCAUUGAAACCCAAACAGUUCAUGUAGAACAAUCUUUAGACAUGCAAAAGGAAAAUAAUGACAACCAAAUUUUAAGCAGGGCACAUUCCAGCAAAUGUAGCAUAACAAAUUUAGAAACGUGUGCUGUUACAUAUGUCGCUGGUUAUAUUUACUAUAAGAUUAUAAAGAACUUGAAUUGUAGUAAAUGCCAGGAAGACUUGCUAAAAGACAACAAAAUUCUAUUACAGAAACACGAAUUAAUGUUACUUUUCAGAGAUUAUGGCGCAAAUGAAGAAAUAAAGUUUCUUCAGAGACCAUCAGAUUUUCUGCCGACGAGACAACUGAAGGGCCAAACAAGGUCCGGCGAAGGGCCAGAGUAUACUCGUCCUUCAGUAGCAAUCAAGGGAACGGAUCCCAAUCAAGUGAGCUCUAAGACCUUGGCGGAAGGUGUCGGCAGUAGAUCAAAGGCGUAA
Messenger RNA from Diabrotica virgifera virgifera (western corn rootworm), 1166 nucleotides. RefSeq lists its product as uncharacterized. The record is from RefSeq and is a predicted model, not a curated record. Lineage: Eukaryota; Metazoa; Arthropoda; Insecta; Coleoptera; Chrysomelidae. The coding region runs from base 69 to 1166 and encodes 365 amino acids. The transcript is spliced from 4 exons.